Exophiala aquamarina CBS 119918 is the source of this 540-nucleotide messenger RNA. Its product is annotated as 4-carboxymuconolactone decarboxylase. NCBI's taxonomy places the organism in Eukaryota, Fungi, Ascomycota, Eurotiomycetes, Chaetothyriales, Herpotrichiellaceae. The transcript is spliced from 3 exons. Gene Ontology annotation, molecular function: peroxiredoxin activity. The record is from RefSeq and is a predicted model, not a curated record. Bases 1 to 540 code for a protein of 179 amino acids.
AUGGCUAAAGCUCGGCGCCAGACCUUGCCCUCGUCUGAGGCCCUUUCACGUGGAACCGGUUGCCAUGCGGGUGCGUGCGGGCAGUACUCCGUACUCCGUACAGUACCGGGUGGUACAUAUCCUGACCUACCAAAGCACACGCUUUGGGAUGAAGGCAUUCAAAUCCGGAAAGAAGUGGUUGGAGCCGAACAUGUUCAAAGAUCACUACAAAACGUCUCAGACUUUGCUCGGCCACUGCAAGAGUUGGUGACCGAAGUGGGCUGGGGCGUUGUAUGGCGGCGUGAGGGUUUGGAACGCAAGACUCGAUCACUUCUCAACAUUGGAAUGUUGUGUGCUCUUAAUCGAAUGGCAGAGCUGGCAGUCCAUGUCAAAGGUGCAAUCAACAAUGGUGCGACCGAGGUUGAAAUCCGAGAGACCUUGAUCCAGGUUGCUGUCUAUUGCGGCAUGCCAGCCGCACUUGAAGGUACCAGAGUGGCUGAAGGAGUGCUCAGAUCGAUGCAGGAAGAAGGCAUAGACAAAAGCAAAAUCGCCAGCACCUAA